This is a messenger RNA of Sinocyclocheilus rhinocerous, 1743 nucleotides long. Its product is annotated as E3 ubiquitin-protein ligase TRIM39-like. The record is from RefSeq and is a predicted model, not a curated record. The transcript has 7 exons. Bases 113 to 1690 code for a protein of 525 amino acids. NCBI's taxonomy places the organism in Eukaryota, Metazoa, Chordata, Actinopteri, Cypriniformes, Cyprinidae. Gene Ontology annotation, molecular function: protein binding.
UGGUCUUUUUUCUUAACGCGAUCCGAUGAUGUUUCAAACAGUGCCCGCGCCAUUUUGGUAGGCAAAGCAGAGCUCGGAGCAAGAGUAAUACAGUUUAAGAUUUUACAGUGCAAUGGUAAUAACUUGUGCUGUGAGGGGUUGUCGUAGCCACUCGUCAAAUGGUAUCAAAGUGGGCUUUUUUAGAAUACCGCGAGUGAGAACACGCGAAGGAGAGGAAACUAGAACACUUUGUGAAAGAAGACGGGCUACAUGGCUAGCCAGAAUAAACAGGAGUAACGUGAAGAUCUCAGACGGCUGCAGAGUGUGUUCGGAUCACUUCGUCCAAGGUAGACCAAGUUACCUUCAUGAUGAAAAAAAUCCUGACUGGGCACCGUCACUUAAGUUGGAAGUAAAAGAUGCUCACAGCCAAACAAACUUAAGCAGAUAUCAGAGAGCCAAAAAAAGACCAGCUUUAGGAAAUAGGAGAAAAGAUGAGAAACUUGUAGUAGACACCCUUCUUGAGGCAGCUGCAGUGAAUCAAGGCCCUGAACAGCCAUGUAUUAGCACAGAGGAGAGUGAGGUGAAGGCAAGAGCUACAUGUGAUUCAGUGUCCUGCAAAAGUGAAUUCCAGACAGCAACAUGUGAUGCCAACACUGAUUCUGCAUUAUUAAUAUCCACAGACAGCACUGAAACUAAGGAGAGCCUCAAAGCUCAAAUAAAAGCCUUACGGGAGAAGUUGAGAAUCUCACAGGAGUUUCAACAAACCUUGCAUCAAACUGCAGAAUGCAUUAAGAUUCAGGCUAAAUGCACAGAGAAGCAGAUUAAGGAGAAUUUUGUCAAACUUUACCAGUUGUUAUCUAAUGAAGAGGCAGCGAGGAUAAAAGCACUGAGGGAGGAAGAAGAGCAAAAGAGCCAGAUACUGAGGAAGAAGAUUGAGAAGAUGAGAAAAGAGAUGUCAUCUAUUUCUGCCACAAUCGCAGCUGUAGAGGAGGAGAUGAAAGCUGAAGAUGCUUUACUCCUGCAAAACUAUGAUGCCACUUUGAAAAGAGUUUCCCAGUGUAAAGCGCCAGAUCCAGAGGACAUUUCUGGAGUUCUGAUCAAUGUGCCAAAACACCUGAGCAACCUGAAGUUUACUGUGUUACAGAAGAUGCAGAAAACUGUUGAUUACACUCCUGUGACCUUUGACCCCAACACUGCUCACUGUAAUCUCAUCCUGUCUGAGGAUCUGACCAGUGUGAGAUACAGCGAUGAGGAACAGACUCUUCCUGAGAAUCCAGAGAGAUUCGACAUGUUUGCGUGUGUUCUGGGCUCAGAGGGCUUUGACUCUGGCUCUCACUGCUGGGACGUUGAGGUCGGAGACAGUACAGGCUGGUUCCUCGGAGUGAUGACCGAAUCUGCUCAGAGGAGGAAUAAAAUAUUCUCAAGGAGUGGAAUCUGGCUGGUGGGUCAUUUCUGUGGUGAAUAUAAAGCACAUGAACCACCACAAUCACCAGCUCUCCUCCCAGUGAAAGAGAAACUGCAGAGGAUCAGAGUUCAGCUGGACUGGGACAGUGGAGAGCUGUCGUUCUCUGACCCUCUUACUGACACUCAUAUGCACUCUUUUACACACACGUUCACUGAAAGAUUAUUCCCAUUCUUCGGUGUUGGCUGUGACAUUUCUCCUCUUCUCAUCUUACCUGUAAAUUCCUCAGUAAAAAAAGAUUUGCCAUAGAUCAAGAUAUUAAUCUUGACUUAAAAGUUGUCUUCAUUUAAUAAUCUUUGACU